AUGCUUUUAAAAUACCAUUUUAUUAUUUUUUUAUUUUUUCAUAUUAUUUUAAAUUGUGAUUGUUUUAAAUUUAUUUGUGAAAGACAUUUAUAUCCUAAUGCAAAAAAAUGUUAUCUUUUAAUAGCAUUAAGAGAGAAUGCUUUUAAUAGUGUAAUUUUACCAAAAUUAAAUAGACAUAUUCGUGAACAGCUUACAAGAGAAGCAUAUUAUGAUCAAAAAUCAAGAUCAAAUUUCCUGGUAAAAACUAACCAAUUUAUGAAUAGAAUUAUUAAGUUUACACAUUUGAAAGUAUUUGCACACUUAUUAAAUUUUAAUUGUUUUACUCUUUCAAGAAUGUAUAUUCUUAGAAGUGAAGAAGCAGUUGUAAAUUAUAGAAGAGAAAAUGAAGCAAAAUGUUUUAAUGGACAUUUAAUCAAAAUAAAUCCAAAUGACAAAUUUAAAAGAAUGCAAAAUAAAUUUUUAAUUAGACAUGUUAAAAAAGAUGCUGAAUAG
Messenger RNA from Strongyloides ratti, 492 nucleotides. RefSeq lists its product as hypothetical. The transcript is spliced from 3 exons. Bases 1 to 492 code for a protein of 163 amino acids. The record is from RefSeq and is a predicted model, not a curated record. Lineage: Eukaryota; Metazoa; Nematoda; Chromadorea; Rhabditida; Strongyloididae.